AGUAAGGAAGGAGCAGACAGAGAGAUAGCAGAUGGUGUUCAGGUCUUCACCGCUCUGAAGGAGUCUGCUGAGAGAAGCCAGGCCGAGGUCAUCGACACGAUCAAAGAGAAGCAGAGAGAGACAGAGGAACAGGCUGAAGGCUUCAUCAAAGAGCUGGAACAGGAAAUCUCUGAGCUGAAGAAGAGAAGCUCUGAGGUGGAGCAGCUCUCACGCUCUGAAGGUCAGCUCCACCUCCUCCAAAGCUUCACGUCCCUGAACGCUGCUCCACCCACCAAGAACUGGACAGAAGUCAGGGUCCGUCCACCUUCAUGUGAGGGGACUGUGGUGAGAGCUGGGACUCAGCUGGAGGAGACGCUCAGUAAACAGAUGAAGAAGCUGCUCUCUGAGGUGGAGCUGAAGAGGGUCCAGCAGUAUGAGGUGGAGGUGACUCUUGAUCCUGAUACAGCACAACCCUAUCUCAUCCUGUCUGAUGAUGGAAAACAAGUUAAACAUGGUGAUGUGAGAAAGAAUCUCCCAGACAAUCCAGAGAGAUUUGAUUCUUGUGCUAGUGUCUUAGCAAAGCAGAGUUUCUCUUCAGGAAGAUUUUAUUGCGAGGUUCAGGUUAAAGGGAAGACUGAGUGGUAUUUAGGAGUGGCCAGAGAGUCGAUCAACAGGAAGGGACAGAUCUCACUGUCUCCUCAGAAAGGUUACUGGGUGAUAGUGUUGAGGAAUGAAAAUGAGUACAAAGCUUGUGCUGGUCCUGCAGUCCGUCUCUCUCUGAAGUCUCAGCCUCAGAAGGUGGGGGUGUUUGUGGAUUAUGAGGAGGGUCUGGUCUCCUUUUAUGAUGUUGAUGCUGCAGCUCUGAUCUACUCCUUCACUGGCUGCUGCUUCAAAGAGAAACUCAACCCAUUAUUUAGUCCUUGUCCUAACUAUGGUGGUAAAAACUCUGGCCCUCUGAUCAUCUCUCCUGUCAAUCACACUGAGUAGAACAACCAUUUGAUGUUUCACACGGGGUUCGCUAUCAUUUCAUGUGAUAAAUGUAUGUCUUUUGGGGGGAUGCCCCCUCUAUACAUUGUUAUACCAGAUUUUUUAUAAAAAAUACAUUAUUUUCUUUUCUGUUAAUGUUUUUUUCUUUGAUGUGUCACAUUGUUACAAACAACAUGAAACCAAUCAACUGCGAUGAUUCAAAUGAUCUCUUAAAAUCUUUUAAACUGUAUCAACUUCCUUCAGGACUGUAAAAUCCAACGUACGACAUACAAGCGUUUGUACUUUCAUGAAUGUCUAUGUUUCAGAGACAACAGUAUUUGUCUUAUCCUUGUUUAAAUGAAUAUUUAGCAAAACAGCAUUUUU
Messenger RNA from Trematomus bernacchii (emerald rockcod), 1329 nucleotides. RefSeq names its product pyrin-like. The transcript has a single exon. NCBI's taxonomy places the organism in Eukaryota, Metazoa, Chordata, Actinopteri, Perciformes, Nototheniidae. Gene Ontology annotation, molecular function: protein binding. The annotation marks the transcript as partial. The record is from RefSeq and is a predicted model, not a curated record.